GCGGCAUGGCGCAGUGACGUCAGACGCAGCUCCUGCGACGCGGUGACCCUCCAGGUGCUCGCCUUGAGGUGCUUCAGCGAGCUUUUUCGGCGUAUCUGCAUGAAAUGGCCUAAGGUGGCGAACGUAGUCUCCGAGGCCGCCUGUCACCCGGACGCCUGCAAUGCCGCGCCGCCGCCCGCAGCCUCUCAGCUGUCACAACGGAGCGGGAAGCGAGUGAAGAUGCGGUCGGACGCGGGGGCGACGGAUUGACCUGCGUGUUUGUACCGAGUGGGGAACGCUAGCGGGGAGGCUAUCCCGGCUAGUCAGCGCGGACGCCCGGCGGCUCGGACACCAGCAUUGAGCGACCAUGGCCGGGCUCAUCAAGAAGCAGAUCCUGAAGCAUCUCUCCAGGUUUGCCAAGAACCUGUCGCCGGACAAGAUCAACCUGAGCACGCUGAAGGGCGAGGGCCAGCUCACCAACCUGGAGCUGGAUGAGGAGGUCCUGCAGAGCCUGCUGGACCUGCCCACCUGGCUGGCCAUCAACCGCGUGGAAUGCAACAAGGCCGCAAUCAGGAUCCCAUGGACAAAGUUGAAGACUCACCCAAUCUCAUUGACCCUGGACAAAGUGGUGAUGGAGAUGAGUACCUGUGAUGAACCCCGUCCCCCCAAUGGUCCGUCUCCCAUAGCAACAGCAUCAGGACAAAGUGAAUAUGGCUUUGCUGAAAAGGUGGUGGAGGGUAUUUCCCUGUCUAUCAACUCCAUCGUCAUCAGGAUCAGUGCCAAGGCCUUCAACGCCUCAUUCGAACUCUCCCAGCUGCAGGUCUACAGUGUCAACACCAGCUGGAGCAUCAGCGACCUGCGAUUCACUCGCAUCCAGGACCCUCAAAGGGGGGAGAUCCUGACGUUUAAGGAGAUAAGCUGGCAGAUGAUCCGCAUCGAGGCCGACGCGAUCCAGAGUGCUGAGCAUGAGAUGCUGAGCGCGCCCAUUCGCCUCAUCACCAACCAGUCCAAGAUUCGAGUCACUCUGAAAAGACGGAUAAAGGACUGUAAUGUUGUGGCCUCCAAGCUGAUUCUGGUCCUGGAUGACCUGCUCUGGGUGCUGACGGACUCCCAGCUCAAAGCCAUGGUGCAGUAUGCCAAGUCCCUCAGCGAGGCCAUGGAGCGGUCUGCUCAGCAGAGAAAGAGCAUGGCCACUGACGACCAGGCAUCGUCGGCACCACCUUCCACCCAGCAGGUGCGGGCCCAGCAAGCGGCCACGGCCGCCGACCAGAACGCGUCCAUGGCCAAGCUGUUCAGCGCCUACGACGUGUGCGAGACGUCCCACCAUCUCCAGAUCACGCACCUCGACCUGCACAUCUGUGACGACAUCCACGCAAAGGACAAAGCCGUCAAUAAAAGGAUAAUAGGCGGAGCCAUGCAGCUGUCCUUUAGCUCCAUAACUCUGGAUUACUACCCGUUCCACAGAGCAGGUGACAGUUGUGCCCACUGGAUGCACUACAGCGAAGCCACCAAGACGAGGGAAGGCUGGGCACGAAACCUGCUCGAUGAGUUCAGAACCAACGUCGAGAUGUUGAAGAGUGCAGCUCGCGACCAGCAGAGCUCAGCGCCUGCGCACGGCUCCCCACAGCACGUGUCCCUUAGGGACGAUGUGUAUGGGCCUCUAGGAAGUCAGGAGAUAACAGGAGAAGGAGUAGGGCUUAGGGAAGCACAUGAAGGUCUCCUACAGUGGAGCCCACACACACGGCCUCCAGCCCAGUGCUGCUGGUGCCUAGAGCCAGGGAGAAUAAACACCUCAUCCAGCAGUUCAUUUAGUCCUCCUCCCCCCACAAGCCCCAAGACCCAGCUUAUGUCCAGCUCCUUUGUUCUCAGAAUGGCGGACUUCAGCAUUUACCAGGUGUCAACAGCAGACCAGCGUCGCUCCAGCCCCAAAACCAUGAUCUCCUGUAAUAAGAAGUCCUUGUACCUCCCUUCAGAGAUGCCAGCUAUCCAUGUGGAGUUCACAGAGUACUACUUCCCUGAUGGAAAAGACUACCCCAUCCCUUGUCCCAACUUGUAUGCCCAGUUAAAUGCCCUGCAGCUGGUCCUGGAUCCUCGCAGCCUGGUGUGGAUCAACCUCUUUGCCCUCGACCUCAAACAAAGCCUGGAGCAGUUCAUGGAGAUCUACAAGCUCAACGAUUCUCAGAAGCCAGAGGAGCACAUUGACAUCAAGGUUGACGGGCUCAUGCUCAAGUUGGUAAUUCCCACGGACCGAGAAGCAUCGUGUCCUCCCGACCUUCCACGCUCCAUCUCCGUACAGACUUCGGAAAUGGUGGCCACUAACACCAGGCACCCUGCGAACUGCACCCGCUCCAACCUUGAGGCCCUUCUGCAGAUCUUCGAAGAGGAGCCCUUCUUCGCGUCGUCCUUCUCCUCAUUCCCCCGCUCCUCCUCCUCCUUACCCCUCCUGCAUCCCGUCUUCCAGCGGCACGCUCACGAACAAGACACCAAGCUCCACGACAUCUACCGUGGCCUGGUGGUGCCAACGAUGGACACAGACGCCCUCAAGACGCCGGCUGCUACUGACUUUUGGGCGCUGCACUUUGCCCAGUUUUGGGUGGACUAUGAAGGCACGCGUGGGGGCAAAGGGCGGCCGCAGCCCUUUGUGGACUCCUUUCCGCUCACCGUGUGGGCUUGCCAGCCAGCAAAGCUUGUCCAGCACCAGGAGAAGCUGAGGGCUGCUGCUGGAUUAGGUUUGUCCAGGAGCAGCUCUGCAGAGGCGGUUACACGGCUGCAGAGGAAACGUUUAUUAAAGGAGUAUUAUAGCACAGAUGGUGGCGCAACAUCAUCUCACAGCGGUGACGCAAUACCGCCACCCAGUAACGGACUCCAUAAACCUCCCUCACUAGACAGUCUGCCUGCCUCCUCCUCUUCUUCUACAUCUUCAAGUAAAGAUGCAGACGUACAUGUGUUGGUGCAUGUCCACAAGCCUUUAAGUGCACAAGUGAGUCACCGACAAUAUGUGUUCCUGAUGCAUCUCCAACGCAGCAUUAAAGCCCUGCAGCAGACCCUGCAGCAGGACCUGGAGGAGAUGGGCUCCAAACGAGAACGCAAGGAUCUUUCCCAGCAUCCCGCAGACGACCAGGGGUUCACUGUCUGCCUCGGCCUCCUGCUGAAAAGCGCAGAGGUCUCGCUACUGCUAAAGCCCGUACCCCAGGCCGAAGGCUCAGGAUCUCCUCCAGUGUCUGAGCUCUCGCCCUCAGAGAGCCGAGGAACUCUGGAGCCUGGAAGCGACGCGGGGGAAGGUGUGGAGAAGGCUGAGAAAGGGAAGGACGGGUCUGGAUCUGACACGGGGGCAGCCAAGGGCACCUGCACCGUAGAUCAGCUGCUGUGUGGGGAAAGUUUAGAGAAUGUGGCUACUCAAGGUCCUGCCCCCCUCAUCCCCACCUCCACGUCAACACAACAUCCUGAGGUAAACCACAAGAAUGCUGGAACGUGGAGCUCGGAUGAAGGGGGUGGGGAGGCGACGGUGGAUGACGAAAUGGGACUUGGAGUAGAAGCAAAAUCCCACAUGAGUGAGCUCCCGUCCGACCGACUCAAAGACAAGGCUGCAGCUGCUAAGAUGCCUCAGUCAGUAUCCAGGAAAGGAAGUUUGUCUGUGGUUUCUGAUCUUCUCAGCUCCUCAAACUCCAGCAGAUCCACCUCCCUUUAUUCCAUGUCCAACAUUGGUCGUUUGAUGCGGGAUCGCUCCCAGUCUAGUUUCUCUGUGUCCUAUAAGAACAUGAAGAAGAGCCCGUCCUUGCAGUCACUGGACAACAUUUCCAUUGACAGCUAUCUGAUGGGGGACGGAGACACGUACAGCCUGAUGGAGCGAGAUGAUGUUUCCAUCACGGGCUUCAAGGAUGCCGUCAGUGAGCAGAGCGCCACGGAGAGCGCCACCGAGGCCGUGGUCACUCAGCAGCAGGAGGGAGGCGUCUCCCCCGACACCGUCAGCGCCACGUCCCAGAGCAUCGACGAGCCCACCAAAGACAUAGUGUCGGUGCUGGUCCUGAAGGUGCAGUCGGUGAGUUUGGCCAUGGAGGCGCUCGGUGGGAGCACAGCUGUGGCUCUGGAGGUGGGUCAGGUCACACCCAGCCAGCUGGGCAACGUCAGCCUGAGGCAGUACCUCAGCAACCGCAGCCUGGGUAUGGUGUGUUCAGUACCAAUGCCUGCACAAAGCAGCCAAGCGGGUGGUGGCAUCGGCUCUGCGUCCGUCACGGGCCUCCACAGGCCCAGUGUGCGGGCCCGUCUGGAGAGCGGCCCCCGCGCCGCCGCUCACUCCCCCCUGGCGGCGCACAACGGCUUCCUGCAGCUGCGUCUUCACGGGUACGAGGCCAGCUUCCUGAUGUCCACGCUGCGCAACCUGGCCCACUUCCUGGAGGACGACACGGCUCCGCUGGUGCUGCCCAUGGAGAUCAGCAUCAGGGACACGUGCAUCAACCUAAAGGAUGACGGUCCGCGUGACAGUUCCUCCGAAUCAGACUCCUCGCCGAUCGCCUUAUUCGUGGACAAUCUCGUCAUACACAGAAGAGACGACGGUGCCUUCUCCAUAGGAGUGGACGGGGCAGCGGAGGUCAAGCCCAGGAGGGAGGCCGUGUUGAUGGACAACUCCCUGAGUCCGGUCCCCGAGGCCGCGGGCGGCGUCUGCUGUGUGUCGAACGCUACGCAAACGGAAGCCCCGCCCACCAGCCCUCCUCCGUCUCGCAGGGAAACGAUGCUAAUGGAGGAGAACGAAUGUUUGAAGAUGGAGCUGUCCCGAGCGAAGAUGGCGCUGGCCGAGGCACAAAUGGAGAAGGACUCGCUGCUGCACCGGAUGAAGAGCCUCAAGCUCGGCGCCAGCUAGAACCGGCGUCACCGAUGGGCGGCGGGCGCGAUUGAGAGCGACAUCAGCGAGCAAAGGCCCCCGACACGGACUGAGCCGACAUGUAAUGUUAGACUUUCGAAACCCGGUCCGUGUGAAGACUCUAAAUACUCUUUUACGUGCUUGUUUUGUUCUCCGCAGAUGAAAAGGGAGAAAUGUCAUAAAGUGAGCGUGUGUGUGCGCGUGUGUGUGCGCGUGCGUGUGUGUCCAGGCUUGUGCCUACAGUGAUUCCAUGGUGCAAGUUCAGUAGAAUAGUCUCAGAUGAGGUAUGAAGGAACACUGAAUGUCAUAUCUUCAGAGGAAUGUCUCUUUAAAAAAAAAACAGAACCUAUUUUGCACUGGACUAAAAUUGAACUUGUAAUUUAGUGCUUUCACAUUCGCGGAGGACGAGACUGAUCACACCACCGGCCCUCGGAGCGUGUGGCAUCCGUUGCGUACGAAUGUGAAGCGUUUUCUACAGACUUUCGACCAGCCGUCGCGUCUCGGUUGAAUGUGUUUCGUGUGAGUCUCAGCCAGAGCAAGCGUUUGAUGAGUUUCUACUCCCCCCCCCCCUCCAGCGCGGACCCUGACACAGCCCCCAUCCUAUUUUUCUAUGUGUACAUAGCUACUCAUCAUGUGCAGCACUUUUCAAACUGAGGCACUGUAAAUACAGCAAACAGGAGUGAGGAGGAAACACUGAGUUGAUUUAGAGAAGUAAUUUAUGGACGCUGCCUUCCCUAAAGCAGGAGGAGGAACAUACCGGCACAUUAACGCUGCCUGACUUCACCUGUUUGUUAGUGUUUUUUAUGUAGACGUCGACCCUUUUUUGCCGGUGAAAUCCCCUCGUAGACGCUUUGGCACAGCACAAAAAAGACGAACACUACUCUCUCGGUGCUCGAACGUUCCCUUUUUUUUCGCAAAACGUACAGCGAGAGUGUGAAGACUUUGUGUAAUGGAGAGAAACGUUUGUUUCCUCGCCACAACUCUGUCGUUCGACCUGUGAAAAUGUGGAGGAAGAAAAAGAUGAUGUAUUUUAACUGUUAACGCUGCUGAAACCAUUAUUACAAUAAAGAGGGAAUCCAGUUUGAUUCUGCUUCUGCCACCUCA
Messenger RNA from Betta splendens (Siamese fighting fish), 5941 nucleotides. It is a transcript of the gene bltp3b, whose product is annotated as bridge-like lipid transfer protein family member 3B. The transcript is spliced from 25 exons. The coding region runs from base 347 to 4837 and encodes 1496 amino acids. Lineage: Eukaryota; Metazoa; Chordata; Actinopteri; Anabantiformes; Osphronemidae. The record is from RefSeq and is a predicted model, not a curated record.